Messenger RNA from Uloborus diversus, 561 nucleotides. RefSeq names its product sperm acrosomal protein FSA-ACR.1-like. The transcript has a single exon. NCBI's taxonomy places the organism in Eukaryota, Metazoa, Arthropoda, Arachnida, Araneae, Uloboridae. The record is from RefSeq and is a predicted model, not a curated record. The coding region runs from base 1 to 561 and encodes 186 amino acids.
AUGGAAGUCCCACAGCCUGGGCAAUCAGAAGAAGCUUUCCACAGUGCCCAAACAUCAGGAGAAGCUGACCACAGUACCCACACACCAGGAGAAGCUGACCACAGUACCCACACACCAGGAGAAGCUGCCCACAGUGCCCAAACAUCAGAAGAAGCUGCUCACAGUGCCCAAACAUUAGAAGAAGCUGCCCACAGUGCCCAAACGUCAGGAGAAGCUGCCCACAGUGUCCAGACAUCAGGAGAAGCUGCCUACAGUGCCCAACCAUCAGGAGAAGCUGCCUACAGUGCCCAACCAUCAGGAGAAGCUGCCUAUAGUGCCCAACCAUCAGGAGAAACUGCCUACAGUGCCCAACCAUCAGGAGAAGCUGCCCACAGUGCCCAACCAUCAGGAGAAGCUGCCUACAGUGCCCAACCAUCAGGAGAAGCUGACUACAGUGCCCAACCAUCAGGACAAGCUGCCUACAGUGCCCAACCAUCAGGAGAAGCUGCACACCAGUGCCCAAAAAUCAGGAGAAUCUGUCUACAGUGUCAAGUAAUCCGGAGAACGACCAGUCAUAGAUGA